UUCCACUGCCCCGCGUCUGAGGCUUGAAGCCUGUGGUGGAGUAGAGCGACCCGAAGAGAGGGACUCGAGCACAUGGGGUUGCAGCCGUGCUAUCUGUGAUAGCCCUACAGUGGAAGCAGCCCAGAUGCCUGCAGUCAGUGUUGGUGAACAAAACGUGGUGUCCACACCAUGGCAUGUUAUUGAGCCGUGAAAAGGAGGGAGGUAUUGAGCGCUCCAGAGACCAGGCAAGAUGGGGAAUGCCAAGAGCCUGUCGGGCCAGAAAAUGUGCUCGAAGUUCCUGCCCGAGGAGCAGGCCGAGGUGGACAGGCUGUUUGAUGUCCUGUCAUCUAAUAAAGGUGGCUCAGCAACGGGGACAUUCUCUCUGGAGGCACUGAAGAGCCAUGUCAAGGAGGCUCUUCCUGCAGUGAUGGUCACCAGACUAUAUAACGGCAUGUGGAGGGUCAAGCCGACCCACAAGGCACAUGAGGGCUGCAGGAAUGUUUCCCGGGAGCAGUUCACAGUGUUCCUGUCCCACCUGUUAAAGGGGAGCUUCGAGGAGAAGGGCCGUAUGGUUAUGAAAAUGAUCUUGGCUGCAGAGGGUCCUGUGAAGGCCAGAGAAGUCCAGGAGUUCACAGAGGAACUGGUCACCUCUCUGGUACAUGUGCUGACCCACCGGCAUGAGCUUCGAGGCUGGACCCGGAGGAACUCCACUGUGUCCCCCACCAGUGUGCAGGUGAUGACUGCCCAGCUGCUCUCAGAGAUGAAGUUUCAAGAUGGCCACAAGUUUCUGGGGCCUCGGUGCCUGGACCAGAUCUGCGACCAAACCGUGAUUGAGGACUGGGUGUUCCAUGUCCCUCACGUGGGCAUAUUUCUGAGUGUGGUCAUCCAUCGGGGCCUUCACCUCCUGAACUCAUGCCUUGACCUUUCGACGCUGAUCCCUGAGUGCCACACGGACCCAGGGCAGCAGUUUGAGAGCAUUCUGGAUGUGCUCUCUGUCAUCUACCUCAACUCCCACCUGGCCGUAGAGCAGCGGCACUGCUGGCGCCUGCUCUUCUCCACACAACUCCACGGACAGAGCUUUUCCCAGCUGUGCAGUCACAUCACACACCAGGGGCCCUGCCUGCUGGUCCUCGAGGACAGCGACGGCUAUGUCUUUGGUGGCUUUGCCUCCUGUUCUUGGGAGGUCAAGCCUCAGUUUCAAGGGGACAACAAAUGUUUCCUGUUCUCCAUCAUACCCAGCAUGGCCAUGUACAUGCACACGGGUUACAAUGACCACUUCAUGUACUUGAAUCAAGGACAGCAGACCAUGCCCAAUGGACUGGGCAUGGGCGGGCAGCACCAUUAUUUUGGGCUUUGGGUGGCUGCCGACUUUGGGAAAGGACACAGCAAAGCCAAGCCCACAUGCACCACCUACAACAGCCCACAACUGUCCGCCCAGGAGGACUUCCAGUUUGAUAAGAUGGAGGUGUGGGGGCUCGGCGAUCUCUUAGAGACAUAUUCGGCGAAGAACAAGAAGAGCAUCCUUGACUCGAAUCCCACAGCCCAAUCCCUGUUGGAGAUCAGUGGACAGGCUCGUCACAGUGAGGGACUUCGGGAAGUCCCUGAUGAUGAUGACUGAGGCUCCUGAACCAUGCACUUCCUGGAGCAAGGGCUGGACUCCCCCCAGGGAUGCACAGUGUCCAGAUUCCUCACUGCUGGGUAGGCAGAGCCCCUCAGACCCUCUGCCAUGACUCUGGAUUAGCUUUAAUACACAGCCACAUGGCCACCUCCAGGCCAUCAUGGAUGUACUUAAUCAGAACACAGCCAUGCCAAGAGAAACCCCUCUGAAGCCAUAAUUGAUGGGGGUUGCCUCCCUGGAUCCUUGAGCAUAGGUUAGAACUUUGGCCUUAUACUUUGUUCAUUUUAUGUCAGUGGAAUCCAAAGACAAAGAGGCUUGAAACUUGCUGGAACUGGUGAUUGUUGGGGGCAUGUAUUCUUGCCUCAGGAGGAGGCUGUGUGUGGCCUUUGCUCUGGAUCCCUGUGAGUGCCCUGAUGGCCCAUUGUGAGUGGAAAGACGGAGGUGCUCAGAUGAGCAUCUUGUUACUUUGGAAGAAUACCCCCACCCCCAGCAUGGAAUUUCUGGGUUUGUAGCUAAAGAUCUGAAGGUAAUGUUUCUGAGGGAAGGAUUUCUCUGAACAGGUUUGUGUUGGGGGUUCCCAUAUAGCUUUUCCAACACUUUAAAUGAGUCUGAUGGGCAAAUGGGAAAACUUGACCUAUCUGCCCAGAGACCAAGCCAUUACAGUGCUGCUAACUCAAAUAUGGGGGCGUUUGGAGAGAGUUGAAGUCUCUUCAAUGGAUGCAUGAGACCCAUCCCUGGAGUCAGUGGUGGGUGAUGUCCAGUGUUGACUGGGCGUGGCAGCCUCCAGCUACCUUCUCUGAGGUCACAGGGCAUCUCAGAAAGAUGAUGAGUGAUGGGACAGUGCAGAUGUACUUUAGGCAGACCCCAGUUGUCCCAGAAGACUGAAAAGUACUCAGAUUGACAGGCUGCCCAUCACACUGAGUUAUUGUCACCCACUCAGAGGAGCCAUGGGCCCCUCUCUGAGGCUCCUACCUCGUCUCAUUGCCUUUUGCUGUAAACUGCAACCUUUAUCUGAUCUGAUCUGAUCUGAUAAAGGUUCUACCUUUGAUUGUACAGUUUGCCUCCAUUAAAAGCCAUGGUAAAGCCGGA
Molecule: messenger RNA, 2686 nt
Organism: Mesocricetus auratus (golden hamster)
Lineage: Eukaryota; Metazoa; Chordata; Mammalia; Rodentia; Cricetidae
Gene: Meak7
Product: MTOR associated protein, eak-7 homolog
Exons: 8
Coding region: 230-1597 (455 amino acids)
Biological process (GO): TOR signaling
Source: RefSeq, a predicted model, not a curated record